This is a messenger RNA of Lycium barbarum (goji berry), 3183 nucleotides long. Its product is annotated as F-box protein SKIP23-like. The record is from RefSeq and is a predicted model, not a curated record. Lineage: Eukaryota; Viridiplantae; Streptophyta; Magnoliopsida; Solanales; Solanaceae. Gene Ontology annotation, molecular function: protein binding. Bases 1664 to 2947 code for a protein of 427 amino acids. The transcript has a single exon.
UUUUGGGCAUUAAAUUCCAAUUUCGCCCUUAAUUCUACAGAAAUUCGGGCAGCAUUUCCCCUGUAAAUAGGCUACCCCGAGAAUUUAACUCGCUCAAAAUCAACAACAACAACCACAAUAACCAACCUAGUAACAUUGACAACCAAUCCGAAAAGCAAAAUAAUAAUGGUAGCUCUCUUUUACGCCAUUCGACAACUUCCCAAUUAUUCAAUUCCAUGGCUUACUUUAAAGCCACAAUAUCGACGCUUAUACGCUCACAUACUAACCCGAACCCAUACCAAAAACAUUUCAAGACAUUCUAAGCAAUUUAUACAAUUUUUCCAACAAUCCAUAAAUUUUCCCAAGCUACCCAAAACAGCCCCUAACCGAGACAGCCCCCCUAACUUUUUCUUCAUUUCCAAAUCAUGGUUCGUAUCUACAAUUUACAUUCUAACAAUGCUAUUUUCAUCAAUACACAAUUUACAUUAAAUGUACAACAACUUCCAAAUCAGUCCGCAAUAUUUACAACAUCAAUUUGAGUCAAUAAACUUUCAUUUCCAACAUAGAAUUCAUGGCGACGACGGCUAAACAAUAAGCGAUACUAAUUCAAUUCUUGGCACAUAAGGUGACCCAUUGUCGGCUAACACUACACAUAUACAUAUAUGGAUGAUUCUCAAUUGUUCUUCACCUUACAAUGAUCAUAAUCAACUAACUAGGCAUUAAUUCAUAAUUUCAAUCACAACACAACAACACCCAUUUACACGGCUCAAGCUCCACAUACACAACUCACCUCCAACAUUUCAUAUUUCAUGAUUUUCCUCCAUUAUAACAUACUACAAGAUACAAACAACCUUUAUAACACAAAAGCAAGAUCAACUCUUACCUAUCCUCUUCAAUUCCACAAAAUGCUAGGGUUUCCAAUGGAUGAAAAAUAAUGGGUUGAUCGCUCCAACGAUGCUUCCACGCUACUUAGAGACCUCAAUAUAGUGGGUUUACAUCAAUGGAAUAAUUUUAGAGGAGCUAAAAAGAGGGGAUGAUUUUUGGCCUUCUUGUCCGUGAGCUUCAAUGGAGGGAGCUUCUUUCUCUUUUUUUUUUUUUUUUUUUGUUCAAGUGGAGAAUGAAGUAAAUGAAUUGUGGUCAUCUUUUUAUCACUUAAUGAAUUGCACAAUUGUCCCUUGGCCCACAUUAAAGAGUUGUUCCACUCAAAAGAUGACACAAAGUUGUGUGGGCACCACAUGGAAUUUGUGGAUGACUUUCCACUUCAAAUUUUAUCACCUUUGGUCCCAAAUUUUCCUAAUUGUUCCAUACCAAUAAAUUCAUGCACAACUUAUAUCUCAAAAUAAAAUCGAAGGUUAAGAAUCCCGACUUUGUAUCCCGAAAAAAUUUUGUCCUUAGCUUAUCAUAAAUAAAUCUGGAUUAUUCCACUGUACAAAAAUACGGGUUCUAACACUUUCACAGAAGAAGUAUAGUUGAGCUGUGUGCUCCGAAAGUCUGAUGUCUCUAUUCCAUUUUAAUCUCUAUUAACAGCUGGCUACAGCUUGGUGCUUUAGUAAUUCAUGGACUGAACUGCGAGUUUAAAACCAUAAGCCAUCACCUAGUUUUAUGAUAUAUAUAUAUAUGCAUCUCCAUUAUAAACAACUCUUCAAGCUCAUUUAACUUGCAAUCACCUAUACUUUUCCUGAAGAUGAAUGAGAAAAAGACAAAGAAGUUGUAUUCUUGGCCCAUAUGGGCUGAUCUUCCUGAAGAACUACUUGUUAAGAUCUGCGAGUGCCUAAACUACUCAUUUCAAGUUGGUCAUUUUCGUGCUGUUUGUACCGCUUGGAGAUCCGCAGUUCCACGUCCGCCUCAUAAAAGACUAUUCGUUGUCCCUAAAUACUACCGUAAGAAGCCUCGUAUUCUCGCUAGUAAAUACAUGAGAAGAUUCAUUUGCCGGCUUGAUCUUCAAGAACUUCCACCUUCCUCAUCAUCACCCACCAGUUAUUUGAUAGCCGUGGCGGAAGAAUAUUGUGGAGACGGCCAAAGCCAACUCCGCCUCUUGAACCCAAUCACUGGAAGUCCUAUUCCUAUAUCCUCAUUUCCGAGAGAGAUUAAUUUGAACAAACUUCGCGUCUCUGUACUGCAUAAUUCUUCCUUGAUUUUGCGUGCAGAUACAACUCCUCAUCGUACUUGUAAAGUUGUUUAUCUUUAUACUCUCCAGCGAUCCUCUAGCAGGAGACCAACUGCUUUUCUUAGGAAGAGUGGAGCAUUGUCUUUAUUUACAAGUAAUACAGGAAGGGAAGUUGUCUUAAAUGAUUUAACGGAUCGUCUUCUUAGAGACCAAAACCUGAACAAGCCUGUUUAUCAUGAUGUGGUGAACUACAAGGGGAAAUGGUUCGCUAUUGAUCAAUACGGGCGAGGGGUUAUGGUGGAUUCUUGUUUGAACGUGAGUCUAGUUACAAAUCCUCUGUUUCUCCAAAACAGUAAUGAUUUCUCUUGUAACCACAAGUCAUACUUGGUAAAAUCAUCACGGAAUGCAGAUCUAAUUCUAGUAGACCGAUACUUGGAUAAAUCAUGGGAGCAAACAAAUUAUGACGAACAACAUGCUGCAGCCUCUGAUGAUGAUACAAAGGAACCAGUUUAUGACAUGGCAGUUAGAUUCAGAGUGUAUAAACUUGAGGAAGAGAAGCAAUGUUGGAAGGAGGUUACAAGCCUGAACGACCAAGUCAUAUUUGUAGGAGACGAGGAAUCUUUUUGGUCCUACUGUGUCUCUGCUAAAGAUUUUCCAGGGAGUAGAGGAAAUUUGAUUUUCUUCACAGAUCCAUUCAGGAAAGCUGAGGAUGGAGAUCUUCAUGAUUUUUGGGAUGCGCUAAAACAUGAAAAAGAUUACUCACUUGGCGGAUUUCGCAUGGAGAAUGCAUUUCUUGGGCCAAUGGCAUGUUUCCCAGGUUACACUGAUUUUUUCUGGCCACCCCCUAGCUGGCUCAGCUGAGAUCUUCUCUCCAAUGCCAUGAUUAGAUACUACUCAUUGAUCCAUUAUAUGUGAUUAAUUGAAUCUUAAAAAGUGAGAAAUAUUUUGUAUGUGCAGAGCACUGGUUCUUCAGUAAAUUCUAGACAAAAGUUAUUCUAGUUGAAUUGAACAUUCACUACAUUUUCAUUAGUUUCAUAAUUAGCUCUGAGGUCUAAUGUGGCAAAGUAUAUGUACUGUUGAAUUUGUAAUUAGUUUUG